This is a messenger RNA of Marchantia polymorpha subsp. ruderalis, 1621 nucleotides long. The record is from the annotation of a GenBank genome assembly. NCBI's taxonomy places the organism in Eukaryota, Viridiplantae, Streptophyta, Marchantiopsida, Marchantiales, Marchantiaceae.
GGUUGUGGAGUCGAUGCGGAGCAAUUCAUUCUGGUUCGGAUCGAUGGAGAAGCGAUUGGUGGUGGGAGUUUGAGCAUGCUCAGAUUGCGAGCGAGCGUGUUCUGUCGAGCUGAAUGUAUCAGUUUGGGAGAGCAGGCGUGUUGGACGAUUUAGGGUUCAAUGCUGGAAUCUUAGCUGGAAGAACGGGGAUGAAUGUGUGAGUGGUGCACUGCAGAUUAGAAGUCAGGAAUUUGUUGCACAUUUUUGGUGGGUUCGUACUUUCGCGAUGGCUUCUGCCACCCGCAAUUCGAUCAGGCUCUUGACACGGCGGUUGACGACUCUGGAUCACUACACCAGUGUGGAAAAUGUGCGCAGAUGCAUCAGUCCCGACUCCCGAUUGCCCAUUGUUUUACAGAAAUUCUUCUCCGGUUGGUCCAGAUUUGCCCUCAAUCCGGUAGUUAGAUCCGGUGAUCUGUUGUUGCGGAAUGAAAGGCGCUCUUACUCCUCCGAUCAUAGCUAUUCUGGUGGCUCGGAUUCGGGCCCUCCUACAGAAUCUUUUGGAAGCAUGACUGCUCAGUCAGGGAUUACCGACGACAUGUUGGACAGUUUGAUAGCUUUGAAGGAUUUUGGGAACAUUGAGGGUUUGCCACCCCUAGAUGUGAUUCUAGGGCAAGACGAUGAGAUUGAAAAGAAGGCCAAGAGGAGAGAAUUGGAGAGACAGAAGCAGAUGGAGCUGCAAAGUAUGCGGGUGAAGACAGUGGAUGAGUACGGACGUGCGUACGCCACAGGGAGAAGGAAAGCUAGUAUUGCUAGGGUGUGGUUGAAGGAGGGUGAGGGGAAAAUCAUUAUUAAUGGCCUGCCUCAUGAUCUGUACUUCCCUGACAUUGAUCAGCGCUUGCAGCUUCUGGAGCCAUUUUACCAAACUAAAACUUUGGGAUUAUUUGAUAUUCGCUCCACUGUCAAAGGUGGCGGCAUUACAGGGCAAUCUGGUGCUUUGAGACACGGCAUUAGCAAAGCGUUGCAACUUUUUGAUCCACUGCUUCGGCCAUCAUUAAAAUCAGCUGGUAUGUUAACUCGUGAUUCUCGUGUUGUGGAGCGGAAGAAACCUGGAAAGGCUAAGGCUCGAAAGAGCUAUCAAUGGGUUAAGAGAUAGUAUACACAUUGGCUUAGUUUGUCAUCCACUCCAGUUACCCUACCUACAUGCACGAGGUAUGAGACUUGUAGAAACCAGCUUCAUUUCUUGCAAAUUUCGGCCACCUGGAUUUGCACGAAAGUGCACGUACUAGACCAGAAAUGGCAUGUCUUGUUCCUCAAGAAGUUGUGGUUGACGACACUGUGAAACCAAACUCGUCACCCAGCUCACUACAGCGAAGGUAUUCUAUCAUCGGUCAAGUUGGCCCACCCAUCAGGGUGCUGGAGACGCGUCAACAACAUUCAAUUUAUCGUCCGAUGUCCACGUUGAUUCUUAAACUUAAAAGGGUUACAUGGUUGCAGAGUUUUAGAUCACGAGCUCCAUCUUAGGAUUAUCAAAAUUAUAGGAGGGAGCUUAAAACUGCGGACAGCAUUGUUUUCCAUGCCCCUGCGCUACAAGUUUCUCUUUUAAGCUGUCACCUUUAUGUGACACGAGUUUCACUUCCCCACG